AUGGCUUCAUUGUUAUCAACAGUUAUGGAAUUCGGCAAAGUUUCUGUGACCACGCAUAUGCCACAGACAGCUAUUGGCAUGUUGCUUGUCUUUACGCUGACCAUUUGGUAUUUCACCGAUGCAAGGAGGAGGAAGCUUCCACCGGGUCCGCCAGGAAUCCCUCUUUUGGGUAACUUUUCGGACAUGGCAGAUUCAGAGAAAGUUCGAAGCAAGGUGGUCGAAUGGGCUCAAAAGUACGGCGAUGUUGUUUACACCAAGAUCGCUGAAGUCGACUACAUCUGGCUCUCGUCUCCAACCGCGGUCAAAGAUCUCAUGGACAAGAAGUCGGCCAUUUAUUCAUCCCGUCCAAAAAUGCCUUUUGCCAUGGAUGUUGCCAGUGGUGGAAAACGUCAGCUUCUUAUGCCAUACAAUAACGAAUGGCGAAAUAUUCGGAAAUACAGCCACCAGCUACUCAACCUGAAUGCUUCCAAGGCAUACCAACCCAUCCAAGACUAUGAAUCUCUUCAGAUGAUGUAUGAUAUGCUGAAGGUUCCGGCUGAGUUCUAUAAACACAAUCAACGAUAUUCUGCCAGCGUCAUUAUGACUGUCGCGUAUGGUAUCCGGGUUCCAACAUUUGACAGCCCCAUCGCGGCCCGCAUUUACAAGGUCCUCGAUAAUUUGACGGAGAUGUCAGCACCUGGAGCUCAAGCGGUAGACUCCAUGCCCUCGCUUCGUUAUCUCCCCCAGUUUCUCCUUGGAAAUUGGCGUGACAAAGGGCGCCGGUAUUUUGAGCACGACUCGGACGUCUACUUGACCAUGUGGAAUGAUUUGAAGAAAAGGGUGGAUGAGGGAACUUCCAAGCCAUGUUUUUGUCGUGAUUUCUACCUGAGUGAUCCUGCCAAGAAUGGUAUCGACGACCUGGCUGCGGCAUAUACCUGUGGUGGUCUUGUAGAAGCUGGCUCAGAGACAACUGCGUCAUCUCUGAACAACUUAAUUCUCGCCAUGUGCCAAAACCCCGAUGUUGUCAAGAAGGCACAAGAGGAGCUAGACCGAGUGGUGGGGAACACCAGAAUGCCUACCUGGGACGAUGAAUCGAAUCUUCCAUACAUUCGAGCCAUUAUCAAGGAACUCCUUAGAUGGAGACCCGUGAACAAGUUUGGGAUGUUCCAUGCAAACACCGAGGAUGACUGGUACAAAGGAAAUUUUAUUCCCAAAGACAGCGUUGUCAUUCUUAGCUGGUGGGCUAUCCAUUACGACCCAAAGAGAUAUCCAGAGCCGGAGAAAUUUAAGCCAGAGCGCUACCUGAAUUACAAACUAUCGGCUGCUGAUGCUAUCAACCUCAAAGACCCACUAGAUCGUGAUCAUUUCUCAUAUGGCGCGGGACGUCGUGUCUGUCCUGGUGUGCACGUGGCUGAGCGCUCGCUAUACAUUAACGUGGCGAGGUUUCUCUGGGGGUUUAAUAUUUCUAAAAAGCGAGGCACUGAUGGCAAAUUUAUUGAGCCCGAUGAAAGGAUGGUCAGGGGCUUGCUCAGUGUUCCUAAUCCCUUCGAGUGCGAUAUCCAGGUCCGAUCAACCAAACACUCGGACUUAAUCGUUAACGAGUUCCAAGUAGCAGAGAGCAAUCAACAGGCUUAAG
Molecule: messenger RNA, 1615 nt
Organism: Pseudogymnoascus verrucosus
Lineage: Eukaryota; Fungi; Ascomycota; Leotiomycetes; Thelebolales; Thelebolaceae
Exons: 3
Coding region: 1-1614 (537 amino acids)
Molecular function (GO): oxidoreductase activity, acting on paired donors, with incorporation or reduction of molecular oxygen; heme binding; monooxygenase activity
Source: RefSeq, a predicted model, not a curated record